AUGAGCCGUCUGUUUCUCGCCUGGUCGCUUCUUUGCCUCGCAUUAGGUGAGUACCAAGUUUUUUGGGUUACUUUGACGAAUUCCUUAUGUUAUAUUCAUUUUUUCAUGGGUUAGAAACCCCAUACAAUUUACCCUGGUUGUAAGUGAUGCAAUGUCGCGGAAGGAAAUACACAGUUGUCAUUUUCCCGUACGGAUAUCCUGACUUGCGCUUUUCGAUAAGAUAUGACUACAAACGGUUAUUUUAUUUUGACGCUAGCCAUUUCAUCAAGAGCAUUGUCUAUAUGUAAUCCGUUAACUUGAUAUCCCAUGUCGUAAAUUAUAUCUUCAAACGAGCUGUGAUAGUUGCAAAAAUACUCGCCACAUGACGUAAUUAUCAAAUUUAAGAUAUCCUACUUGAAAUUAAGUUAGCCACGCUUUAUUAACUCCAAAUCUUUAAAAUAACUUUAAUUAAAAAGACAUUUUUGCGAAUCCCAUUUUUUCCCAGUGGAAAGGUAUAGCAAAAGUAGCAAACCCUUGCAAAGCUGACCAGUCGCGGGACUCGUAGCUCAGUGUGAUAAAACUGACGUUCACCCCAGGUCGCGGCAACCAGCAAUUUCGCCUUCAUACGACUGUUUAUAUUUGCAGUCCAAAAUUCAAUCAAUUAUGUGUUUUCAUAUUUAGUUCAAUAGAUCGGGCUACAGGUUGUAAGAGUGUGAGACAUUUUCGAGUAGCUGAAUUUUACAAGGCAACAGUUGCCUCAGCAGUUUUCUUGUUUUUUAUAUUGGUAAGCUUCGUUUGUCUUCCUUACAUCUAAGUUCACAAACAGGAUUUGUUUGUUUGUUUGUUUUUUAAACAGUUUUUAAUUAUAGCAUUUCUUCCAGUCCUCCUAUCUGCUUCAGAUUAAACGAACCCCUCCUUGUUUUAUAUUCUCUCCCAAGCAUUAUGGAAAAAAUGGUAGGCUAUUGUAAAGGAAGCGACAUAAUGAUACAGUGGAAACUAAGAACAAAGUCAUUACCUGAAUCUGAAACUGAGGAGACUAACAUACAGAAGAGCUUGCUUUAAAUGUGAUUUGUUUUUAUCUUGAAAUCAAAAAUGGUGUUAGAAACAAAAAAAAUGUAAUUAGCGUGUGAAUAUCUCUUCUGUCUGAAAGUGGAACCGAACAUCCAAUCACGCGCUCCAUUACAAUCUCAGCAGAAGUGAAAUAGUCAACGCCACACAGUAACGGAUCUAAUAACAGUCAAAUUAAAAUUAAACUUCUUGAACUUGAAUAAAAGUGAUUUGUCAAAUAGGACACAACAGGUAGUUCUCGAUCGGGCAAUGUCUCAUCGCCCUGUUCCUCAGGGUUCUGUUAUUGGCCUCCCUGCCUUUUCGCCUGUCGAAUAGCUUUACCACAGCAGGAGAUGAGAUGUGUAUAACUUUAAAACCCUCUAAUAAAAAAAGAUCUUGGAACUGUUCCUGCUAGGUGUAGAAUUAAGAUGUUCUUGGUAGUAAUCUUGACCUUGUUAAACUUAAGAAUGUCUGGUGUGAUUGCAUCGAUUGAGACUAGAAAGCCGGAAAGUUUUUUCUUCUCAGAUCUACCAAUUAUAAGAGCCUCAUUCCCAAUUUAAACAUCCAAGUAUCAGUUCGCUUACUUUCUAAGUAUGUAAGUAAUGCCGUGAUAGAGUGGGUUUGCUAGCUGUCUGCAAUCUAGGGGUUUCUUGACGCAAGACAAAACGUUGAAACAGGGGGAAGGAAUUGACAUUCAAACUGUAUUUUCCUCUGAGACUGAUCCAAAGACGCUAUGCUUUCUGUGACUGACGAUCGUUAAGAAACGCCUGAAUUGCAGGCACGCAUUUCACGUUUAGCAUGACAACAGUAGUACAAAACAGACUACAUUAGGCGACGUAACAUCUUGUUAUUUCAUUUCACAAGUCAUUGACGCACAGCAAGCAGAACGGACAACCGGAAAUGACGUCACGGAGGAAGAGCCUCACCCCUAUACCAUUUCCUUCUUCCUGUUUCCCCAUAAGCAGACUGUUGAGUCGUCAGAAAGUAAAGGAAACAAGACUAGCCACAUCACCCAACAAGAUAAGAAAAAGCUAAAUAGCACUAAAGGUAACUAUCCCUGGUGUUUCUUAAAACAGGGGAAGCUGUUUUAGGGUUGUGAUACUCAAAUGCGCUAAACCUUAGAUUGGAAGAUCUGUGGUAAAGAUCUUUUCUUCACUGAAACUUGUAGUUCCUUUUCCCGUAUUAUAUUAUGUAUUCUACUCCUGAUAUGUGUUAGCUAUUGGUACAAAAUCUUCCCUAAAAUGCCCAUUUGAACUUCCAUGUAAAUAGGGCAGGCAAGAUAGUCGUUGUACCUUUAAAGUGUAAACUUGAGGCUUGUCCACACGUUUCUGGAUAUUUUUGAAAAGGAGUUUCUUCUCCAUUUUCGAAAAAUAUGCGUCCACACGUAGCGUAUUCGAAUCGUUUUUGCCCGUCCACACAAAACAUUGGCAUUGGCCUCGGCAUUGGCCGCGGUAUGAUGUGUGACACUCAUCGUUUUCGAAGACUUUCCUUUUCGUCCGUCCACGUGAACGAAAGACGCUCUUCAGAAUGGAGAGCGUUUUUGAAAAAAAAAAGUUUGUUUUUGUUGACGUUUUUAUCAGAUACGUGUGGAUGUUAAGCCAAACUGGAGAAAGAAAUCUCUGUUUUCAAACAUAAACGGCUACGUUUGGACGGCGCCUAAAUUGUCAGGAUGCUGGCUAUUUACUAGCUCGGCCGUGGAUGAUUUGUUUUGAAAAGACCAGCCGAAAACUUUAUAUAAUGAAUCCCAAAGUAAGUGUGAAGAGAAUUUUCAGUUGGAUUUUUGAAAAAUAUGCCAGGUUGUUAGCCAUGCAUAUUAGUUAACUAAAGCGCUAUAGUGUCUGUCAUAUUUUGCGUGGUUUGCCGAGCUGCUUUGGAGGAGUGGCAGUAUUCUGUCAGCAAUGAUCAUAAUUAUAGUUUUUGUCGCUGCUACGAUCCUUUAACUUUUUCAAUCAUUGUUAAAUGUCAGUCGGUCUCCGCAGCUGGCCAUAGCGUUGGCGUUUUUCACUCGAUUUUGAUGCGCAGCGUUACCUGUAGAGUGGUAGUGGUUCUUAGCCAUAAAACCGCGGUUUUGUAUGUCGGCAGCUGGGGCCCAACAUUUCUUAAUCAUGUGUUUUCAGCCAUUUUUAGUGGCCUGUAGUUUUUCUUGAUCGUUGCAUAUUCGUAACACUUAUUAUAUUUUGCAUUAUCCAAUCUGUCGGAGGUAAUGAUAUUGUGGCGUUCUUCUUUGUCCAUUGCUCGGCAGGGGAAGGGGGUGAGACAUUCAACAAAGUUUUAUACGAGGAAUGUCCACCCCAGAUCCAACCCCUUACUCUUUUAUAAACCAUUUUUGGCAGAAAAUGUAUUCCUUUCCGUAUACCUUCUAUUGGCAAAUGGUACCCCUUUCACACGUCUAGUUUAAAACACUGCAUCCCUUUUAACUACUGUAAAUUCGUUGUCUUGGAAGUUUGUUGACUUUUUCAAAGUCGUAUAAUACGUCCUUUCACGGACCACAAUGACAGAUUUCCCUACCCUUUUAUAUCUAUCUUUCAACCAAUCUCGUUCCCAGGGUUCUCUCUUACCUGAGAACGAGGUUGAUCCUUCAACUAGUGAAAUUCUUACCCUUAUACCUGAACUCUGAAAAAGGUACCUCCUCCUGGGGGUAGUCUCCCGUAUAGGCCAUUAUAGAGGGGUACCUCCCUAGGGUCCAUUGGAACAUUGUACUGAAUUUGUGUUCCCUUUGACUUACCACUUCUGCUGUUAUUAUCCAAGCAGUCGAAGGGAACCUGACCGAUUCCAAGGACGCGCCUCCUGAAGAUGACGUGGACUUGACGUACCAACAUGGUAGCGUCAACCAUCCAGCCCACGAAAUGUAUCCCAUGUGCCAUCACUGCCCUAAGAACUCCACCUACGAGGAAUGUACUCAUAAACGCACGCUGAAAAGAUGCGACAGUGGAUUAUCCAACAUCUGCUUCACCAAGAGCAUAAAGAGAGAUAACAUAGUUCACUAUAACAUGGGAUGUGCUAACCAUAAGCAGUGUCAAAGGGCUCGAGCCAAACCUUGCAAAGGUAAGCGGGUUAUUUAGUUUUUGAAUGAACUUUACGUGGUGUUUUAAUUUGCAGACUGAGGAGUGAAUACAAGAAUAUCGCUUCGCCACUGGAUUUAUAAGAUAAAUUAAGAAUCGACUGUAGUCACAAUAAUAGCUAACGAUAUUUCGACUAUGCGGUUCAAGUUUUGGAAAGUCUGGUCUUUGUCAAAAAGAAUAAAAAGCAAAAACAGAAACAGAAAAAAAAACAAAGAUAAAGUCAGAUAAGGGCCUCUUUCGGUUAUCCUGUUGUUCCACUGAAACAAGAAAGCAGUUUCAUUGUAUAAAUGAUUGUCGCCAAUAUGUGGCAAUUUCUGGUGACUAUCCAAACAACGUGAAUCAACUGUAGUUACGAUAGCUAACGAUAUUUCGACUGUCCGAUUCCAGACUUAAAAAGGCCUGGAGACAUUGCCAAAAAGGACUGUACAAGCACGGGAAAAGUCAAAUAAAGGCCUCUUGCGGUUACCCUGUCUGUCCACUGAAACGAGCUUUUCAAUGCUAGACUUUUCUGAGUUUUUCCUCAGGAGAUGGGGAAAAUCAAAGGGGAUUUAGGGGCAUGGUGUGUGUGUUUUUUUAAUGGAGCAUGGCCUCUUUACAUACUUUGUUGUUGGUCUGUUAUCUUCCCAUUUUCGUGGAGAACGUGGUCAAUGCACAGGAGAAAACCUAAAAAACACAUGUAAAGCAGUUACACAUGACAAGCUUUAGCUUUUAUGGGUGAAAUCCUGGUUAAUGUUGGUGUUGUUGUUCACUUUUUUGAAUUUGAAGAUUUUCGCGAAUAAAGAAAAAGUUCUCGCUGUACAAGGCCCCGUGGCCCAACGGAUAAGGCAUCUGACUACGAAUCAGGGGAUUCCAGGUUCGAAUCCUGGCGGGGUCGGUUUUUUAGAAUCAUGCUUUCCUAUAGUUAUGCAAACCUGUAUCCCUAAUUUAAUUUUUUUCGGUUUAACUCAACUUUUUUUGUUACUAAUCGUUUCCUCCCUAAAAACUUACCUCGCUGUUUACUAUACGUAAAUAACAUUUGAUGUUAAAUUUAAAUCUAGGUCACCCACUUCAGAUAGCCUGAAUUUCAGAAGAUUACUUCGAGUCGCUUUUACUCCCUCAGUAGAGUAAAAACGACUCGAAGUCAUCGUCUCAAAUUCAGGCUAUCACUUCAGAUUGCUCCGUUUGAGCCCAGACUUUCAAAGUAAGGCCAAUUACAAGACCUUUUUUGUGGACAUGAGUUGAAUUGGCAGUAGAAGAAACGAGGAUUUUCCUGUUGAGGGCUAUGUAUGCAUUUACUAUAAUCUCGUUCUAAACAGAGGAUUGAGACAACUUGGAAAUGGUUCGAUUCCUCAGUGAUAUCCCACAAUUCUGCCGGGGAGGGUGUUCUGACUACAGGGUACUAGCCUCGGAGAGUGUCAUCCUGAAAUGCAUGAUGGGUCGUUUUCUUAAGGCUCAGACACAUGUAACACGCAUCCUAAAUCUGCUACAUAGUAAUGAGCACUUGGAAAAUUCCGGCCCUGCCCGUGAUCCACAACCAGCCUGGAACAAUAUAAAGUAUAUCUUCCUAGGCACCUACAGCAAUCACUAAUCUUCUCCAAGAUCCUCACUAGUAAAAAUGGCACGUCAUUCUGAGAAAGUGGCCCUGGCUAAAGAACAUUUAUUAUUAUGAUUAAGAUAAUGAUUAUUAUUCCUAGCAGUAUAAAUUGCUUCUUGUACUCUCUAAGAACUGGGAACAUUCCCUGGUCCUGAGGUGUUAAAGGGGUAUUUUGUUUUACUGGAUGGAGAGAAAUCUUCUUUUUUGGUUAAUGUGCACCGUUCCCAAUAUGUUAAGCAGCUAAUUGAUGUCAAUGAAUCCAAUGAUCUUUCCUAAAUUCUGGUCCACCCCCUUGUUAAAAUAAGUCUCAACCCAGCGCACUAACAAUAAUGAUUAUUAUUUAUCAUUAUAUGGCUACAAUAGUACGCGCGUUCUUAUCUAGACUUACCCUACUGUUUCUAACUCUUUAGCUCACAAGAAGCACUGUUUUACAUGUUGUCAAUGGAGUGGAUGUAACUCAGUGGCUCAUCAUGACGGUACUACUUCAUUUUCUUUCUGGAAUGCUGGUCACGUGGUCAAAAUAGGCUGGGGCGCAUUGGGUGUCAGCUUCUUAACAUUUAUUGCGAUGUUUUUCCUUUGA
Molecule: messenger RNA, 6241 nt
Organism: Porites evermanni
Lineage: Eukaryota; Metazoa; Cnidaria; Anthozoa; Scleractinia; Poritidae
Source: the annotation of a GenBank genome assembly